ACGUCUAUAGUGACGUCUAUGGGGUCACCAGUCAUGGGAAUCUAACAACGACCCUAUGAAAACUGCUGGAAGAGACCUAGUGUAAUGCCGCCGUAGUUAGAAGAAAAAAAACUAUAAGAGGGUUUAGGAAAUUGGAACAGUGUACAGCAAGUGCAUAUAACAUCUGGAGGGGCGCUGCGUUUGCAUCCUUGGUGGAUUUUUACGUUGGGUCAGUCAUCGCUGACCAACCAGUCCCAGCAGCUAUGGAGGAAGUGGAUAGAAUAUUAAUUCACUCUCUUCGGCAAACUGGCACUGAAGUACCAGAAGAUGUGGAGUGUGUCAAGCAGUUUUCGACAGAGUUGAUUGUGGAAGCAGUAGUAAGAUGUUUGCGUGUCAUCAACCCUUCUGUAGGGAAUGGAAUUAACCAUUUACUUCCUCCAGGAAUGUCUGCACGUUUCCGUAUUGGAAUGAGCCUUGCCCAGGCAUGCCAGGACCUGGGAUACCAGGGAGAGGUUGGAUACCAGACAUUCCUGUAUAGCAGUGAACCUGAAAUCCGUCGCCUGCUCAUGUUCUUGGUGGAAAAGCUGCCCAGAGAGAGCUCAGAGAUGGAAGACCAGCCUGCAGGGAAGUCUGCUGCUCUUCAGAAGGCCAUAUCUGUCAAGAUUAAGGAACAACUGUCUAUACCAUGGGUUCAUCCAUCCUGCAGAAUACCUCUACUUCUUCGCACUCAGAGCACGUGUCACAUGAUGCGGUUUCAUGCUCAGCCUCUUGCUUUAGCCAGUAAUACAACUUCUUCUGUGAAGAAAAUCUCAAAAGAAUUAAAAGAGUAUUAUGAUAACUACCUGCCACCUGUCACUGUGCAGCCUUCGCAGCAUUCUUUUCUUCCAGCAUCUGUAUUAGAAAGAAACAUGGUGGAUUUGAGUGCAGUUCAAGAAUGGGAGACCGAGUGGAAUAACCAAGGGCUUGUAUCUCGCCUUUCCCCAGAGGAUUACAGAUCUCGGAAAUGUCAGAGAUUACAAAAGCGAAUUAAAGACCAGUUGCGCAACUACACUCAGCAGUACGUAGAGUCCCAGAAUAUGUCAAAUUCUGCUUCUGAUCUUUUAGAUGUCUUGAAGUCUUACAGUGUAGCAGGAGAUGAUAUUUUGACAAAAGGAUCACGUUUCACUCACACAGAACGCUUCACAUUCUCUCGGGAACAUGAACAGCUUGUAAGCCAAAUGCAGACUGCAGCAGAAAACCUUCCUUCAACAAAGAAAUCUGAACAGGAUAUGCAGGCACAACAACAAGAAGAAGUGACAUCGCUACACCAACAGCUAGAUCAGCUGACUGUAAAGAUCCAACAACUUGGAGUAGAAAUGAAGAGCUUAACUUUAAACCUUUCACAGAUAGAAGAUGAGAUGAAACAGAAGGAGCUGACCGCUAGUGAGAAAGAAGACUCCAUUAAAGUGAAAAAGAGAACAGUCGACUUACUUCCAGAUGCAGAAAACAAUUUGACAAAGUUACAGGCUGUUGUUGAAAGCAGUGCCCAGCGAGUGGUUAAUCUAGCCAGUCAGUGGGAAAAGCACCGAGUACCUCUGAUUGAAGAAUACAGAAAGCUCAAGGAGUUGAAGGAAGAUCAGGAGCUGAAGUCCUCCCAUCAAUUGUCUCAGAUUAAGGAAUUACAUGAAAAGAUUAAGCAAGCAGCUGAGGAUUCAAAGAGAAAAGAUGGUCUUUAUAAACAACUGCUAAGUGAGUAUGAAGGCCUUCCAAAGGAUGUCUCGAGGAGUGCAUACACACAAAGGAUUUUAGAGAUUGUAGGAAAUAUUAAAAAACAGAAAGAAGAAAUCACCAAGAUUCUUUCAGACACAAGGAGCCUUCAGAAAGAAAUCAACCAUCUGACUGGAAAGCUGGACAGAACCUUUGCUGUGACAGAUGAGCUUGUUUUUAAGGAUGCCAAAAGAGAUGAAGCAGUACGGAAGGCUUACAAGUAUUUAGCUGCCCUACAUGAGAAUUGCACUCAGCUAAUUCAGACAAUAGAAGAUACAGGUACAAUCAUGCGAGAAAUCCGAGAUCUGGAAGAACAGAUUGAAACUGAAAAUGGGAAGAAAACUUUGAGCAACCUAGAGAAGAUCUUGGAUGAUUAUAAAGCAAUAAAGCAAGAAAAUCUGGUUCUUGUUGCCAAAAUCAGAGAGACAUGAAGAAGGCAACAGCAUUCCUUUUGUUUUCCAGUUUUUACCCCACACAGAUUUUUAAUGCAAAUUUUCUCUCCAUUUAAAUGAAUGGGCAAUGCACUUGAAGUACGAAUUCCAAUUGCACAAGGACUGGUUCCUAAGUAGUUGACGUUUUGGAAAAAGUACUCAUUUGAAAUAGUAUAUUUGUACUACAGUCUGUUAUGUGAUUUUCUUUUUUUUUUUUUGACAUUUAACACCCUGGAUAUACAGGGAUUAGAAAUCUUGGAAACUAAAGAUGCAUAAUAACACAUUUAUAUAAAACACUUUGGGGAAAAUA
Molecule: messenger RNA, 2466 nt
Organism: Protopterus annectens (West African lungfish)
Lineage: Eukaryota; Metazoa; Chordata; Ceratodontiformes; Protopteridae
Gene: CCDC22
Product: coiled-coil domain containing 22
Exons: 17
Coding region: 243-2156 (637 amino acids)
Biological process (GO): positive regulation of ubiquitin-dependent protein catabolic process
Molecular function (GO): cullin family protein binding
Source: RefSeq, a predicted model, not a curated record